AUGUCUCUUUUGAUUUCCUUCUUCAUUGGGGUUCAGAUGCUUCACUCAGUGGUUACUUCUCCACCUUUUCGCUUUCUGCCCCCAACGUGCAACUCUUUGGAGGUAAAGGCUGCUGCAGAAAUGGCUCUUAACAAACUCAAUGCACAUCGGAAAGAAGGCUACGUUCUUGGCCUCCAGCGCAUUUUUGAUGUCCGUGAACUACCCCAGUGGAUGGGUGGUUCUCUUUUCUACCUCACCUUGGAUGUGUUAGAAACUGAAUGCCAUGUCCAGAGCAGAAACCUGUGGAAAGAGUGCAAAAUUAGAGAGGCACACGAGACAGUCUAUGGCCAAUGCAAAAUAAUAAUUCACUUCAACAGGAAUUCAAAUCAUUCACAAUUGUACAGUUAUGACUGUGUUUUACGCCCACUUUCUCCAGCUGCUAUGGCAAAAAUCUGCCCUGAUUGUCCAACCCCAAAAGACCCUUCUGAAGCCACUUUUUGGGAAACAGCGGCCGAGAGCCUGGCAAAAUUCAAUGCUGAAAGCAACCAUGUUCAUUAUUUCACCAUCCUCAAUGUCACCAAAGCCAGAUCACAGUGGGUUGUUGGUCCUUCCAGCUUUGUGGAGUACACCAUCCAAGAGACCUCUUGUCCCAAAAGCCAGCCAGUGUCUGUCAUCACUAAGUGUCCUCUGCUCCCAUCCAACACUGCAGAGGCAGGCCUAUGCAAGGGCUCUGUGGUAAAUAGUCGGAUUGAAAAUCGGAAAUUUGUCACUGUAAAGUGCCAUUUCUUCCCACACCUGCCACCGGUUACAGAUGAACAGACUCCACUGUCUGGGUUGGAACCUGGGCAGGAGGAACAGCACAUUGACGCUAACAUCACUGAGAUACUACCAGACCAGAAGGAAAUAUUGGGGCGGGUGAUCAUCUAUCCUCCUUCAAGCAAACAUGUCUCACUACACUCCUUACCAGAAGUCCAGGAGCCCAAACCAACUUCUAAACCCACAUCAGCUCAAAAGAGCUCCAAUCUGGUGACUUAA
This is a messenger RNA of Protobothrops mucrosquamatus (brown spotted pit viper), 1014 nucleotides long. Its product is annotated as fetuin-B-like. The transcript is spliced from 9 exons. Gene Ontology annotation, molecular function: cysteine-type endopeptidase inhibitor activity; metalloendopeptidase inhibitor activity. The record is from RefSeq and is a predicted model, not a curated record. Bases 1 to 1014 code for a protein of 337 amino acids. Gene Ontology annotation, biological process: binding of sperm to zona pellucida; negative regulation of endopeptidase activity. Gene Ontology annotation, cellular component: extracellular region. Lineage: Eukaryota; Metazoa; Chordata; Lepidosauria; Squamata; Viperidae.